Messenger RNA from Mesorhabditis belari, 756 nucleotides. The record is from the annotation of a GenBank genome assembly. NCBI's taxonomy places the organism in Eukaryota, Metazoa, Nematoda, Chromadorea, Rhabditida, Rhabditidae.
AUGUCCCUCUAUUUCCCCUAUUCCCUGUUACCUUCUGAGCUGAAGUCACCAAUUCUUCGAUCGAUCUCUUUCAAACAAUAUCACGAAGUCUAUCAAGUAAAUCGAGAACUCAAAAAUUCGAUCACUACCGGAAUCUUUUCGAGGAAAUUGAAUUCACUCGAGAUCGAAUUCGAGGUGAUUCCUGGUCUCGAUUCUUUCACUUACAACAAUGGAGAAGUCAAGGCUCAGUGGACUUUCUACGAAGACAUCACCGACACUUUUUCUCGAGAUUUCCUAGGAGACGAAGAUCUACAGCUUCAAGUUCACCAAGCCAAAUGGAACGGAAGGCUCCUAUCUUUUGAACUUCGGAACUUUUCGAAAAAUGAGGUCGAAGUUGAGUUCAGAAAAAGAGAGCCGAGAAUGAUUUACAUCAACAGUCAGAACUCUGACAAUCGGUAUUCGUGGAGAAUCGCGGCUGGAAAAUGCGAACUAUUUAUGUUUAAUCUCGACUGGGAUCCGCUUCAGGAAACAAUCAAGGACUGGGCCACACAAGUGGAACUUUUUCCGCACGUGGAGUUGUAUUUCCAUUGGAAAGAUGCACAAGACAAAACCAUCUUCAUGAAAUAUCGUUGUCUUCGUUUUGACUUGAAAGAAUGGAAUGAGACAAGAAUACCGACGCGGGAUAGCUCGAAUAGUGGCUCAAGGUGGCGGUCUUGGUGUCAAAGCUGGUGGUGGACUUGGAUCUGCGCGAUAUCUAACACUGGAUGCCAUCAUUUA